Gigantopelta aegis is the source of this 3129-nucleotide messenger RNA. Its product is annotated as A disintegrin and metalloproteinase with thrombospondin motifs 7-like. Gene Ontology annotation, biological process: proteolysis. NCBI's taxonomy places the organism in Eukaryota, Metazoa, Mollusca, Gastropoda, Neomphalida, Peltospiridae. The transcript is spliced from 20 exons. The coding region runs from base 249 to 2303 and encodes 684 amino acids. The record is from RefSeq and is a predicted model, not a curated record. Gene Ontology annotation, molecular function: metalloendopeptidase activity.
AAGCGACGCUUGUGGUGCGGCGCAGCUCCACCUACUGGCAGUUUCGCGAAAUUAUAUUGCUAUGCACAAGUUCACAAGACGAGCAAUGAGGACGUCUCAAAAACCCGUUUUUUCGGCGAUGUUCUGAAGUAACGGUCUGAAAGCCGGACUUGUCUGUCAAGGGCUUUGAUCGCGAGCGUGUGCCCGCCACAACCUGCCGUAUUGGAUAUAUAAUACAUCUUCAUGAGUAGCGCUACUUUGGCGUCACGAUGUCUUGGAAAGCUUUCUGUGUCUGUGUUUUGCUGUUUUUUGAAAAAACGAGAUCUGCAGUGUUCCCGACAGAGUACUUUCCACCCAGACAAUCAAGAGUAGACGCACACUCGACGUCUGAUCGUCCCUGGAUUUCUCCAGCAUACCAAGAGUGGUACAAGAGGGCGACGGGAUACAGUGUGUCAGAAAGACGCCAGAGUGCAUUCAGCUCAAUCUGGAAACAUUACGCUUCCGUUCUACACGGGAUUAAUACAAUUUACCAAAGCCUUGAAUCUCACCGAAUAUUUAUUGGUAUCAAGCUAGUUGAUAUUCAAGUCGUCGGGCCCGAAGCCAUAUGGAAGUCUUCAUAUUCUUAUACACGAAGAGGAAAAGCCAAAAACGUCAUAGCGUCCGAAGUGGCGCUGGACAAUUUUUACCGCUGGUGCCAAAAGCAGACAUCUUUACCGUCUUUUGACCACGCCCUGCUUAUAACGGGAUAUGAUCUCAUGCAAAAUGGAGACACAACAAAAUCAGGUAGAGCCUAUCUCGGAACGAUAUGCACGGCGGAAAGUGUCUCGAUAGUCGAAAACGAUUUCAGCUCAGAAAUUAUACAAAUAUCAGCUCAUGAACUAGGACAUAGUCUGGGAGCUAAGCACGAUGGGGAGUUUAACCGCUGUCAUGACGUAGACGGCUUUUUAAUGGCGUCCGUUCAGGAGAUCAACUCAACCAAUCGCUGGAGCUUUUCGUCGUGUUCCGUGGAAUAUAUACAAACCAAGCUGUAUUAUCUAAAAAGAAAGGGAAAUAACUGUCUCCAGAGGACUGAUCACACGAUAUCGAGUUCACCAAUCGGAGGAGGAGGCGGCGGCUACAUGUCACUGGGUCAGCUCUACACCCCGGAUGAACACUGUCAGCUCAUAGAGGGGAAGGACUCAUAUUUUUGCAGGGAUUUCUACUCGAAUGCCGCGGACUACAGCCAUAUUUGUUUCAACAUGUGGUGUCACGUGGCAGACUACAAGAGAAACAUCUGUAACAAUUACGAAGGGUCGGACGGUUACAUCUGCGGUAACAAGAAGAUUUGCAGAAAGGGCGCAUGCGUGUUUGACAAGGACGUUCCCGCUGUCUUAGAUUUCUGCCCGCAAGGUGAUCAGCCAGGAAUCAUAUGGAACAAUUAUACCUGCGCAGAACUGGUGCGCCAUGAACCGGAAAUGUGCUAUGACAGAAAUACACGCGUUCGCUGCUGUCAGUCAUGUUAUUCCAUCAAUACGCAAGUUCAAGGCUGUGAAUAUGGAGACAGGAGUUCCUGGUGCAGGACGGAUCUGGUGAUUCCAACCGGUUGCUAUAGCAACGAGCAGCUGUGCUGUGAAACGUGUAGCAAGUUAAAGGACCUUGCCAACCCAACUUGCCCGUUUGGAGACAAAAGCACGUGGUGUAUGGCGUCACUAAAGCCGCCAUACGAAUGCUACGACAACGAAGACCUUUGUUGUGGGACCUGCCAGAAAUACCGUAAUUCUUCUAAUAUAGGGUGCGAGUACGGGGACAAGAGCACGUGGUGUCGAAAUGACCUUCAACCUCCACACAACUGUUACAAGAACAGCGACCUCUGCUGUGAAUCAUGCGCCAAGUUCUACAACCCAUCCUUCCCAGGAUGUGAAUACGGGGACAGAAGUAAGUGGUGCACGACCACCAUGGAGAAGCCAUAUGGAUGCUACGUGAACCAGGAAUUCUGUUGUGGAACCUGUGCUAAAUGGUUCAAUGCCUCACAAGUAGGAUGUGAGUAUGGUGACAAACACGUGGACUGUUCUGUUAUACAGUACCCUAUAGGUUGCUAUGACAACGAAAACCUGUGCUGCAGAACGUGCGCCAUGAUGAAAAACGCGGAUAUACCAGGCUGUGAGUUCGGAGACAGAUCUACCUGGUGUGAGACCGAUUUAAACCCCCAGUAUGAUUGUCACCUGAACAAAAAACUCUGCUGUGACACCUGCAAACUUGGUGAUCUGUACGGUGGGCAGAGUGGUUACUUUGGGAGCGCACAUCGGGCGAGCACUAUACCACUGAACUACGCCCCUUAUAAAUGAAAGAAUUCACAACACAUUGCUCCACUGCAUGUCAUACAUCCGAGUGCCAUUCUAUUGAAGGUGACGCAAAUGACGCAGACAAUAAUUGCAGUCAAUUCUGAAACAAACCAUCCAGAACCUUGUUUCGCUUGAAUGAGCAUCAUCAUCUUCUCAAAAAUGUACACAUUCAUUUCAUCAGAAUAUUUCAAUCAUCUCUGGACAAAUUUAGCCUAAAUGAUCCACUCCAAACAAGUUUGUUUUGCAUAGACGUCGGAAGUUGCCACCCUCCACCUUCCCCUUGCUUCUGACGCCAAUGUUUCGCUGGAGUGAUCAACCCUUCACAAAUCUGUUUCGCUCAAGCGAUUAUUUUUUUUUUUUUAAAUGACUUCGCUUGGGUGGCUUUUGCUUGGCAAGUUCGUUUCGCUUGAAGGAUCAUAAAUUGACAAAUGUUUUUAGCUUGAAUGAUAUAUAAUCAUUUGACACAGUUGAUUCGUUUGAAGAAUCAUCAUUUGACAGAUUCGUUUCGUUGGAUCAUCCCGUUAGAAAAUCGUUUUGCUUGAGUGAACAUAUUUUAACAAAUGGUUUCGCUUGGCAGAUCAUCAAUCGACAAAUUCAUUUCGCUUCAGUGAUCAUCUCUUGAUAAAUUAAACUCUGGAGUGGUCAUCUUUUGAACAGUUCAAUUGAUCGAGUUCGCCUAUGAAUAACACUAACAGUUAUAGUUUUAAAAUCAUUUGUAACGAUUUAGGAUUCUAUUAUGAAUAACACUAACAGUUAUAGUUUUAAAAUCAUUUGUAACGAUUUAGGAUUCUAUUAUGAAAACAAAAUGAAAUAAAUAUUAGGAAGAAUA